CGUCUGAAUAACUAUAUUGAAUCGAUAGUGCCCACCAUAUUGAAGAAUCUGAUCAUAAUUUCUCUUCCUAACUAUCUGAUCGACAGUGCCCACCAUAUUGAAGGAUCUCAUAAUUUCUCUUCCUAACUAUCUGAUCGAUAGUCCCAAUCUCAUGCCUUGCUAAAUGCCAAGUAUAUUUUCUGGAUUACUUGUUUAGACAGCUUUCUUUCUUUGGCUGAUCGGUUCAUAUAUACAAAUUUAGCUUGUCAAAAUUUUCUUGAUGGAAAUAGAGAGGACUAGCUCAGAUCCUCAGUCUAUUCCAAUUUCAAAAAUGACUCGCUCGCAAGAUGAGGAAGACCCCGCUGAAUCAAGACCACGUGUCAGGUGCUAUAUGAGUAUAUCAGACAAGAUAACAAGCCUACUUCAAUGCCUAUUUUGUUCAUGAUUGUUAUUAUUAGGUUUGCAACAUAUUACGACGGAGUAUGCACGACAAUACGUGUGAUGCUAGAGAUACUUGAUAACUCAUGGCGGAAGGUCCGAAGGAACCUAACGAUACUACUUGAUAACUUAUGGUGGAAAGUUGAUAACUUAAGGUGGAAGGUCCGGAGGAACAUGAGGAUACUACCUGAUAACUUAUGGUGGAAGGUCCGAAGCAACAUAGCAAGGUGGAAGGUCCGAAGUUUAUGGCGGAAUGCAACUAGUGUAAUAAGCUCAUGGUGGGAUACAAUAUUUGUAACAUCUUGUGUGAUUGCAGUCUCACAAGAUCCUUUAUUUUUUUAUAUUCCAACUAUAAAUGAGGAAGAAAAGUGCCUCGAAAUGGACACCAAGUUGAUGAUUGUAUCACUCGUUUUGCGAUCAUUGACGGACAUCAUUUUCAUAUGGGACAUUAAAAGUCAAAAUUAUAAGGCUGCAGCAAUAGCUAAGAUAUGGCGUGCAGUUGCAACAGACUUUUUUGCUAUACUUCCCGUCCCACAAGUGUUAAUAAUAGUCGUCCUUUACAAACAUCGAGACUUGGGAUAUCUGAAUGUGUUUCUUUUCAUUCAAUAUGUACCAAGGAUUUAUCGACUUAGUCAAUCGUUUGACAAUCUUAAGCGGAGAAGGGACACCGGAUUAUGGGUCAAGGUUGCAUUCAAUUUUUUUCUAUACAUCCUUGCUUGUCAUAUACUUGGAGCCUCGUGGUUUUUCUUUUCUGUUCAACGAGAGAUGUUAUGUUGGCGCCAAACUUGUGUAGAACAGAAGACAUGCCGAAGUAAUAUCAAGUGCAACGAAAAUAGUUCGAGAAAUGUCACAAAACUAGAUCAACUUUGUCCAAUGAAUCCAUCAAAUUCUACCGUAUUUGAUUUUGGGAUAUUUGUUAAUCCUCUGGGAACUAGUAGCAGAACACCAAUAAACUUCUCGACGAAGUUAUCUUACUCUUUCUGGUGGGGAGUGCGAAAUAUAAGUAAUUUUGGCACAAAUCUGGAAACAAGUACUUAUUUGGGGGAAGUUUGGUUUGCAACUCUAAUUUCGGUUAUCGGCUUGCUACUCUUUGUAUAUCUCAUUGGAAAUAAUGUUCAGACAUUCAUGCAAAUGAAAACUAUGAAAGAGGAGGAGGAAGCUAAAAAGAUGAGGCAAGAAGCUGAAAGAAUAAGGCAAGAGCUUCUCCAUCAAGAGAGACGCAUAAAUUCGUGGAUGCACCGACUUAAUUUCCCUGUGUUUUUGAGGGAAGAAGUCGAGAGAAAAAUUAAAGGAAAGUUGCAAGAAAACAAAGAGGCUAAUCUUGCUAAUGUAUUGACUCUAUUAUCAUUUAUGGAUUCGGACCUCCACAGAGAUGUAAAGUGGCUGAUGCUGGAAAAUGUGCCAGUUAUUAAAGAUAUGGGUCGGCGUGUGUUGUCUGAAAUUUCUGAGUUGAUGGAGAUAGUGGAGUACCCCGAAAAUACUUUGAUUGUUGAAAGGGCCGGACCCUUGGAUCGCAUGGUGGUCAUUACAGAAGGGACUAUGGGGGUCUACAAGACUAGCACGAACCCUUCUCCAUCAGCAAUCAUUCAAGGGUCUUUCGACCAAGGGAAUGUCUACGGACAUAUACAACUAGUGAGUUGGGCACUCUCAACCAACGGAAAUCUCGACUGCCUUCCUAUCUCAGAAGAAACCGUCAAGUGUCAUACCAAAGUAGAAGGAUUUGUUCUCACAGCCAGUGACUUGAAGAAGGUCCUCUCUAAAUACGGCGUAAUCCAAGACAAUGAUUCUGAUCAAGAUAGUGUGGAAAUUAGUAAUUCUAUUGAGGGGGAAAGUUCUUCUAGUAUGGGAUCAGCAAUCCCUGUAGCAACAGAUCAAGAUCAUGGGGAAAUUAGUAAUUCUAUUGAGGGGGAAAGUUCUUCUAGCCUGAGAUCAGCAAUUCUUGUAGCAACAACAGCCUCUCGUUUCCGGCGACGCCUUCGAAGAGCGAAGCCUGCAUUAAAUUUAGAUUUCGACCCCUCUAGCUACAAAGGAAUGUGAGAACCUGUGGAAAAACGAGCUUGAUGCUAAUGUAACCACUGUGUUAUUUGUUGCACAAAACUAAUCAAUUGUGAUCAGCUGCUAUUGGUAUUUUUUAUAUAUAUGUUUUUUAUGAUUUA
This is a messenger RNA of Rosa rugosa (rugosa rose), 2573 nucleotides long. Its product is annotated as cyclic nucleotide-gated ion channel 1-like. Gene Ontology annotation, cellular component: membrane. The transcript has 8 exons. Gene Ontology annotation, molecular function: monoatomic ion channel activity. Gene Ontology annotation, biological process: transmembrane transport; monoatomic ion transport. NCBI's taxonomy places the organism in Eukaryota, Viridiplantae, Streptophyta, Magnoliopsida, Rosales, Rosaceae. The record is from RefSeq and is a predicted model, not a curated record. The coding region runs from base 406 to 2454 and encodes 682 amino acids.